Danio aesculapii is the source of this 2126-nucleotide messenger RNA. It is a transcript of the gene acer1, whose product is annotated as alkaline ceramidase 1. Gene Ontology annotation, biological process: ceramide metabolic process. The transcript has 7 exons. Gene Ontology annotation, cellular component: membrane. The record is from RefSeq and is a predicted model, not a curated record. Gene Ontology annotation, molecular function: hydrolase activity, acting on carbon-nitrogen (but not peptide) bonds, in linear amides. The coding region runs from base 174 to 1037 and encodes 287 amino acids. Lineage: Eukaryota; Metazoa; Chordata; Actinopteri; Cypriniformes; Danionidae.
AACCGCACGAUUCUGGUCUGUCCGCAUAGCGAGCUGACAGCUCCAGAUACAGUGGCUCAAUUGAGAAAUGCCACCGUUCGCUCGGUUUCACCUGAACCCUUCACAGGUGAUGUCAGAGACCGGGACCCGAGUAACAAGAUCGGGGACAUUUCUCCUCUACUUAAACCUGACACAUGGAGCGCGCGGCAGUGGAUGCGUUUUCCAGAGGUAUCCCGUCAUUUCCAUCCUUUGUCAAAAUGGCAGGCGUGUUUUCCUACGAGAGCUCUGAAGUGGACUGGUGUGAGGACAACUAUAAACAUUCAGAGAAUGUUGUGGAAUAUUUCAACACGAUUAGCAGUUUCAUCUUCUUUGUGAUCUCACCUAUAAUGCUGUACCUGCUACACCCAUAUGCCAAGGAAAGGAACCUGGCUGUGCAUCUGGUGUGGAUCAUGAUGGUGUUUGUAGGUAUCUUCUCCAUGUAUUUCCACAUGACUCUGAGUUUUAUGGGCCAGAUGCUGGAUGAGCUGUCUAUCCUGUGGGUUUUGGCUAUUGGUUACUCGCUGUGGUUUCCUCGCAAACACUUCCCUUCUUUCGUUAAGGACAGGACAUCUUUCGCUCGUAUGGUGCUGAUCAUCACUAUCAUAAGCACUCUGUCAUCUUUUGUCAAGCCUACAGCCAAUGCCUAUGCUCUCAACUGCUUCGCCAUCCAUAUCCUCUACUCUCUGUUUUUGGAGUUAAAGAGUUGCACAGAUGAGCGGGUGCUGCGUCUGGCCUGGGCCUCCAUUGGCCUGUGGGUUCUGGCCAUCUCAUGUUGGAUUAGCGAUCGCUUUGGCUGCAGCUUCUGGCAGAAACUGGACUUCUGUUAUCUGCACGGUAUCUGGCACAUUUUGAUUGUAAUGGCCACUGCUUAUGCUAGCACUUUGAUUGCAUACCUGGAUGCUAGUCAGGAGAUCCCUUAUUCCCUCCCGGACCUGCAGUACUGGCCCAGGAAUAACUGGGCCAUCGGCCUGCCAUACAUCGUCCUCAAAGGCACCACAAAGACCCGGAAAACAUGCUAGCAAACAUGAACAGAUCUCAUAUUUAAAGCUGACUGGUGUUACUCCGAUCUGGGACCAGCCUUCAACUUUCAAAAAGGGUGAAUAAUUUAUGUGAGAAAGAGCUGAAUCACUGUGAGGACUGGAGUGAAAUGAAUGUUCCAUGUUGUGGUUGUUUCUCUGUAUUUCUCACAGAACCUAAAUGUGUAUGUGUGAAUUUCUCCAGUUGAGACUGUAUUUUCAUUACAAACAGCAUGCGGUUGUUAUGCGGACAUGAAUAUUUGCUACGUUGUGACAGGAUUGAAUGUAUGAGCAAUACAUUCUAGUUUACUUGAUUUACAAAUCAGAGGCUUCAAUUUGUCAUUGGCACUACUUGAUUCUUGGGUGAAACUUGAACAAUAAUGUUAGAUUGACAGUCGCUUUGAUGUAAGAUUUAUUGAAUUAAUAUUCUCUUAACAAAUGAUGCAAACACUUGUUUACAAAUGUAAUUACUGGGAUUGUGAACAUUUGUUGUGCGAUUUUUAAAUCUUAAUUUAUUUUACUGUAUUAUUUUGUCCGAAAUAUUAUAUAAAUCUCUAUAUUUAUCUGCAUAUUGUGUUUUAACUUGACCUUCACCUCAGUUUUAUGAUAUUGUGUAUAUAAUGAUUGUGUAUAUUAAUAUAUUACCUUUCAGUGACAUUAAUACCAUUGCUGGCACAUGAAUAAGGGUUUGAACUUUUAAGUAUUGAUGUUAAAUAGUAUUUCAAAGAAGCACCAUGAGAUACACUAAAAUACACAAGGAGACAAACUUUACAAUGAUGCUUGUUACGUGUUUUAUGUGCAAAAUGAAAAUGGGGUCAACUCGAGGUUAUGGAUACUUCAACCACCCAGACUUCCGACACAGCGCCAUCAAGUGUACAAUUUAAUAUGAAUAAUGGUAAAUCUAAUCCUGUUUUCAAGUAUUCAUUUACUCUGAUUGAAUUGGAUCUGUUUUUACUAUAUUUAUUGUUGUUUAUGAAUUCUGUGCUUGUUGAAUUUCAGUAUAACAUUGUAUUUUUAGAGUUUGUCUACUGAUUAGAUCAAGAAUAAAAGCAAGUUUCGCACAACAGCCCGUUAAAACUGUGACGCUAAUAG